AUGGCGGGAUCUCAUGACCGCCGAGGCCGCAGCCGCCGGCGGCGGCGGCGCUCAUCACAACGGCGGGAUGAUGCAGAAGAAGGCGUCGAUGGCGGCGAUGAGGGAGAUGAUAUUCCGCAUCGCCGCCAUGCAGCCGGUCCACAUCGACCCGGAGGCCGUCAAGCCGCCCAAGCGGCGGAACGUCAGGAUCUCCAAGGACCCGCAGAGCGUGGCGGCGCGUCACCGCAGGGAGAGGAUCAGCGAGAGGAUAAGGAUCCUCCAGCGGCUGGUCCCCGGCGGGACGAAGAUGGACACGGCGUCGAUGCUCGACGAGGCCAUUCACUACGUCAAGUUCCUGAAGGGCCAGGUGCAGUCACUGGAGAGAUCAGCUCGGCCUCCGGAGGCGGCGGAGGGGAUGCACGCGCCGGGUGGCGGUGGUGGUGGUGGGAUUGGAUUCCCCGUGGCCAUGGCCAGCGGGAGUUAUGUUGGUGUCGCGGGGAAAGGUGGCGGUGGUGGUUAUCAUCAGACGACGUCGCAGCAAGAUAUUCCACACUACGGGGAUGCUUAAUUUGA
This is a messenger RNA of Linum tenue, 552 nucleotides long. Lineage: Eukaryota; Viridiplantae; Streptophyta; Magnoliopsida; Malpighiales; Linaceae. The record is from the annotation of a GenBank genome assembly.